AUGUAUAUGUAUACCAUAACCUCAAGCCUCCAGACCUGCAUUCCUAGAAACAGACCCUUCAUAAGCAUUCCAUUAGAUACAAGUGCAAGAGAAACCCUCCUAACCAUCAUGAAUCCUUCAACCAAGGACAACAACAGCUCCAAUUCUAAGAACUCCUAUUUACAGAACACCAAAGUGAAACAUGAACUCUCCAACCGCAAAUCACUCAUCGACAAUCGAUCAGUAAACAGAAACGCAAGAGGAACCGCUCUCAGAUUCCAAAACAAAGGUAAUAAACAUAGAGAUAAACCAGAUGAUAAUAGCAGUGAUGAUGAGCGAAAUGUUGAUGAAAAGAAUACAAGCCGCGACAAUGAAUGGAAGAAUGUGACAAAUCAGGAUGUCAUUCCAGAAAAAAUACAAUUCAGAUCGGGAUCACGAAACCCUGGUUCACAGCUAAAUCCAAAUUAUACAGAACCUAUAGAUUAUUUCAAUUCAUUAUUCACUGAUGAAUUGAUCAAGAACGUGGACCGUCAGUGUUCUCGUAGAAUAUAUAGCAACAGUGAAACUAGCGAAGUAUCGCAAGAUCAAGAGAACAAUAGUGAUACUGAGGAAUCUUUGAACAAUUUCCAUGAAGUUACUGUGACAAAUGAUAGACAAUAUAAUCAGCGCCCAUUAUUUUUGGAAACCACGGGUCCUAAACAUAUGCCACCGAACAAUUCGAAACCUAUAGAUUAUCUCAACUUAUCUUUUAUUCAUGAAUUUCUGGACAAAUUGAAAAUUGAAACAAAUCGCUACGCAAUAUUUUUCACCAAUAGCAAAGUACCAGAUGGAUCCAGAACAGUAGACUGGAAGAAAACCACAAUCCCAGAGUUGAGAGCUUUCAUAGCCGUUCUUGAAAUGGAAAUUACCUUUUUUUCAUGUGGACAACACCUUACCAGCACGGUAUAUAGCCAUGAAUAUGAUCCAGCAACGAAAUUUGAACCUGUUGUUGCUCAUGCAAAUAAGAAAUUCAAACUUUACUAUUCACCUAGUCAGCAUUUGAGCAUAGAUUCAUUAGUAGGCACAAAAAGUAGAUCAGCAGAUCAACGUGACAAAGUUGAAAUAAAAGAAAAAGAUCUUGCUCAUGUUGUAAUACACAAAUUACUGAACAUGGGUAAUUACUUUAUGAAAGGAUACCACAUAGUAGCCGACAAUUUUUUUACAAACAUUACAUUAGCAAGAUUUCUGUUUGAGAAACACACAUUUUUAACCGGUACAAUACGCAGCAACAGAAAAUAUAUUGCACCGCAUCUCAAACAGAAAUUACAAGUGGGCGAAUAUAAGUAUUUCCGAAAUCGGGAAAUAUUAUUAUUAGCAUAUAGAGAGAAAAAAAUCACAGAAAAAAAAAUGUAUCGACGUCUCAGAUAUGACGCUUUGCGCUUAUUUGGACGAGAGAAGAACUUUGAAAUUUUGGAAAAAAGUUGUUUUUUCCAUUUUUUCACGAAUGGUUUUGAAUGCACAUAUCUUGUACCAAAUGAAUACAGAAGAGAAAAUUAUGACUCGACUGGAAUUCAUAAGCAAUAA
Molecule: messenger RNA, 1542 nt
Organism: Heterotrigona itama
Lineage: Eukaryota; Metazoa; Arthropoda; Insecta; Hymenoptera; Apidae
Source: the annotation of a GenBank genome assembly